Molecule: messenger RNA, 1971 nt
Organism: Acanthoscelides obtectus
Lineage: Eukaryota; Metazoa; Arthropoda; Insecta; Coleoptera; Chrysomelidae
Source: the annotation of a GenBank genome assembly
CCUAACCCUCAAAUUUUAUGCCGAAUGUUUUUCAAUGCAUGCAAUAAAUACAAUACCACGGUCUUAAAAUUAAGCAGAGCCAUGUCAGACUUAUUAAAUAACGCUAAGAAAGCAGCUGCUCAUGCAGCCGUGGACGAACAUGUGAAGACUGACUAUGUUGUUGGAGUUGGAAGCGGAUCUACGGUUGUUUUUGCUGUGGAAAGGCUUGCCGAACGAGUCAGGAACGAAAACUUGAAGAUAAGGUGCAUACCUACCUCUUUUCAAGCUAGGCAAUUGAUUAUUGACCACAAACUGAUCUUAACUGACUUGGAUGUUGACCCAGUUGUUGAUGUCUGCAUUGAUGGAGCUGAUGAAGUCGAUUCAAAAAUGACGCUUAUAAAGGGUGGUGGCGGCUGUUUACUACAAGAAAAAAUAGUGGCAAGUAAUGCAAAGGAACUUAUCAUCAUUGCUGAUUAUACCAAAGAUUCAGUAAAACUUGGUGACCAGUAUAAAAAGGGUAUACCUAUAGAAGUAGUUCCUAUAGCUUAUGUUCCUAUCAUGAACAAAAUAAAGCAAAGGUAUGGUGGCAAUAUCGAAUUGAGAAUGGCUGUGAAAAAGGCAGGGCCUGUAGUGACUGACAAUGGUAACUUUGUGCUAGAUUGGACAAACUUUGAUCAGGAUUCAGAUUGGGAGAAGAUUAACUUAGACUUGCUCAUGAUUCCAGGAUUAGUAGAAACUGGAUUAUUCAUCAAAAUGGCAGCAAAGGCUUAUUUUGGUCUAAAAGAUGGAACAAUUAAGCAAACAGGAGGUGGAAAUGUUUGCAGUGCCCAAAUGUAAAUUUAUAAAAAAUUUAAGCGGAUUAAUAUGUCCCCAAUAAAGCAAAUGAAAUAUUUUGCUUUAUUGUAUUUAAUUGCAUUUUAGCUACAUUUUACUUAGUGUGUAUGUGGUAUUGUGGUUUUAAAAAUUUAUGGAAUUCAAAAAUUCUUAUGUUUUAAUGACUUCACUCAUCAAAAAUGUUUUGGUAUUGAGAAUCCACAUUGACAACCCAUUGUCUGCUAAAGAUUAUAAAACUUGGAAGCAUUGUAUUUUAAAUGUCUUAGUAAUAACCUUUGAAAUUAUAAUGAAGUGCUGAUAUUUUAGAUGUUGAUUCUUUCUGGAUGUGCCAUUCUUGUAAUAAUAGAGUUAUAAGUAUCAACUGAACAUGUUUUAACAAGUGGAAAUAAGAUGGCUCCCUUGGUCAAACAGCUUUUUUUACUUGAAACUGGCAUUUUUCUUGCCCAGCCAUAUCUUUUUAAAUCGAAAAGAAUUAAAAAUACUUUGUCUGCUCAAAGUGUGACAUUGUUAGAGAAAAGCAGUGACAGUUGUAUGUUGAUAACUAUUAUACCUAUUCUUACACUGUACUUUCAUGUUGAUAGAACUCCAUUGUCAUGCUGCUAAAUUAAAUCACACUGUAUGACAUUUUGGCUAACACAGUGGUUUUCAUGUACAAUAACAAUUAAUUUUCUUUAAAGACAUAUUCUGUUAAUAUGUGAUCCAACAAUUCCUUUAUUUUACUUGAAAAAAGCCACCAUGGUAGCUGAAAUGUCAUACAGUAAACAGCAAUUAAUUCAUGUCAGGCAAUGAUAAGUCCUUACAGGAAUUUUUCAGAAUUACACUUUGAAAGAUUGGCACUUCAGUAGGAAGUAGAAUACCAAAAACUGAUAUUUAGAAGUUGAACUGAAAGCGACAGUUCAGGGGUUUUAUUAUUCUGUUCAUAUGGUUAUAAGAUCUGUUAUUGUUAAUUAUUUCAUAGUGUUAUUGUUAAGUCUUAUUAUUAUCUCAUUUCUACUUAAAAGACUGUAUGACUAAAAAUUGAUCAUUUAUUUUGUAUCUGAGCUUCAACCAAGAUGUGCCUUAAAAUAAUGCAAUAAAUGCACAGUAAGACAAGAUUAGCUGUAUCAAAAUCAUAAUACAGAUAAUUGGCUAAUCAUCAUGGAAAUAACAAGUUAAACA